Molecule: messenger RNA, 5549 nt
Organism: Phyllostomus hastatus (greater spear-nosed bat)
Lineage: Eukaryota; Metazoa; Chordata; Mammalia; Chiroptera; Phyllostomidae
Gene: DNAJC16
Product: DnaJ heat shock protein family (Hsp40) member C16
Exons: 14
Coding region: 113-2563 (816 amino acids)
Source: RefSeq, a predicted model, not a curated record
GUCCCAGCGAACGCUGGGGUGGACCGGAGGCUCCCGGCCGGCGGACUAACUGGAUCUCCGACGCUGCAGCCAUUUAGGCCGGUGCCCUUUCCCGCUCUGGCAAGGAAGAGAAAUGGAAGUGAAAAAGUUGGCCAUUUCCUGGCAGUUCUUGAUAGUUCUGGUUUUCAUCCUGCAAAUUCUGUCUGCGUUGGAUUUUGACCCGUACCGAGUCCUAGGGGUCAGCCGGACAGCCAGUCAGGCUGACAUUAAAAAGGCUUAUAAGAAGCUCGCCCGGGAAUGGCAUCCGGACAAAAACAAAAACCCCGGAGCCGAGGACAAGUUCAUUCAAAUUAGCAAGGCUUACGAGAUUCUUUCCAAUGAAGAAAAAAGAUCGAAUUAUGAUCACUACGGAGAUGCCGGCGAGAACCAGGGCUACCAGAAGCAGCAGCAGCAGCGGGAGUAUCGCUUCCGCCAUUUCCAUGAAAAUUUUUAUUUCGAUGAGUCCUUCUUUCACUUCCCCUUUAAUUCGGAGCGGCGGGACUCGAUUGAUGAAAAAUAUUUAUUGCACUUUUCGCACUAUGUGAAUGAAGUGGUUCCGGAUAGCUUCAAGAAACCCUACCUCAUUAAGAUCACCUCAGACUGGUGUUUUAGCUGCAUCCACAUCGAGCCUGUUUGGAAAGAAGUAGUUCAAGAACUGGAAGGACUGGGUGUGGGGAUUGGCGUGGUACACGCCGGGUACGAGAGGCGCCUGGCCCACCACCUGGGAGCACACAGCACGCCCUCCAUCCUGGGAAUCAUAAACGGGAAAAUCUCCUUCUUCCACAACGCAGUCGUCCGUGAGAACCUGCGACACUUUGUGGAGAGUCUUCUUCCAGGGAACUUGGUGGAGAAAGUCACAAAUAAAAAUUACGUCAGAUUUCUCUCUGGCUGGCAGCAGGAGAACAAACCGCACGUCCUUCUGUUCGACCAGACGCCCAUCGUGCCGCUGCUGUACAAGUUGACUGCUUUUGCAUACAAAGAUUACCUGUCAUUUGGCUACGUGUCUGUCGGUUUGAGGGGGACAGAAGAGAUGACGAGACAGUACAACGUCAACGUCUACACUCCCACCGUCCUGGUCUUUAAAGAAAACAUCAACAAACCCGCGGACGCGAUCCAGGCCCGAGCCUUGAAGAAACAGGUCAUUGAUGACUUCAUCGCCCAAAACAAGUAUCUGUUAGCAGCCCGGCUCACCAGCCAGAAGCUGUUCCAUGAACUCUGCCCCGUGAAACGGUCCCACCGCCAGAGGAAGUACUGUGUGGUUUUACUGACAGCUGAGACCACCAAACUGAGUAAGCCCUUCGAGGCCUUCCUGUCCUUCGCCCUGGCAAACACGCAAGACACGGUGCGGUUCGUGCACGUCUACAGCAACCGGCAGCCGGAGUUUGCUGAUACCCUCCUGCCGGACAGCGAGGCGUUCCGAGGAAAGUCGGCGGUGUCCAUCUUAGAAAGGCGCAACACAGCGGGCAGGGUGGUGUACAAGACCCUGGCGGAUCCCUGGACGGGGAGCGAGAGUGACAAGUUCAUCCUGUUGGGACAUCUCGACCAGCUGCGGAAAGACCCAGCUCUUCUGUCUUCGGAAGCCGUGCUCCCCGACCUGACCGACGAGCUUGCCCCUAUGCUUCUCCUUCGGUGGCUUUAUUCCGCGUCAGACUACAUCUCGGACUGCUGGGACAGCAUAUUCCACAGCAACUGGCGGGAAAUGAUGCCCCUCCUGUCCCUGGUCUUCUCCGCCCUCUUCAUCCUCUUCGGCACCGUCAUCGUCCAGGCUUUCAGGUACGGCCCCCGCGGCUUCCCCGCGUGGCUCCGGAGGGGGAGCCCCAGACCUCCCGGCUGCUCGUCCUCUUUUUUGGUAAAACUCCCUUUUUUCCGCUUUAGCGACUCAAACGACGAGCGCGAGUCAAGCCCUCCGGGGAAAGAGGAAGCCCAGGAGAAGGCCGGGAAGGCGGAGCCCAGCUUCACCAAAGAGAGCAGCAGCAAGAUCCCUAAGAAAGGCUUCGUGGAGGUGACCGAGCUCACGGACGUCACGUACACCAGCAACUUGGUGCGCCUGAGGCCCGGCCACAUGAACGUGGUGCUCAUCCUGUCCAGCGCCACCAAGACCAGCCUGCUGCAGAAGUUCGCCGUGGAGGUCUACACGUUCACCGGGAGCAGCUGCCUGCACUUCUCCUUCCUGAGUCUAGAUAAGCACAGAGAGUGGCUCGAGUACUUGCUAGAGUUUGCUCAGGACGCGGCCCCCAUCCCAAACCAGUACGACAAGCACUUCAUGGAGCGCGACUACACUGGUUACGUGCUGGCCCUGAACGGCCACAAGAAGUACUUCUGCCUCUUCAAGCCCCAAAAGACAGUCGAAGAGGAGGAAGCCAUGGGAGCGUGUGGUGACCUUGACUCUUCCCUCCAUCUGGGCGAGCCUCGAGGGAAACCCCCCGGUGGCCUUGGGUCCCGGCCCAUCAAAGGGAAGUUGAGCAAGCUGUCCUUGUGGAUGGAGCGCCUGUUGGAAGGCUCCUUGCAGAGGUUCUACAUCCCGUCUUGGCCUGAACUAGACUGAGAGGAUUUCCAAGAGACUCGAACUCUCCCAACUUUUUACAGGCCCCUGUGACCAGGUAUUUUCAGGACUCGAACCCUCACAGCGGACAGAGCGUAGAUUUUAGAAUAUUCUUCUAGAACAGAGGAUAGAAGAAUCUUUCCUUUGUCCUGUUCCAACCUAGGAGUGAAAAUACCACACGUCAAAUUCCCUAGAUCAAAAUAUUUUCCUUUGGGUUUUUUUUUUUCCCCCUCAUCUGAAUGCCGCAUUAUUUAAAAACAGACUGCUCGUUCCCUCCUCCUCCACGGUCCCCGUCGGGCACGCCCAGCGCCCUCCCCUGUCGGGUCUCCGUGCCACCAGAGCCCACUGUGCAGGUUGCGGGCGGGUGGGGCCCUGCACCCGACUCUCCCGCCCCUCCUGGCCCCGCUGUGCUCCCGCCACGGUGCAUGCCGGGGCGGCGGGACAACUCGCAGCAGCUUCGAGGAGGCCCCGCGCCUUGAAAGAGGCCUAGAUCCAAGCAACCUUACCUUGCACGGGUUUUCCGGUAGUGAGUGGCUAACAUAUAUUUUGGGGGUAUCCCCCUUACAGCAGCUUGUCAGCCAUGGUUUUCAAAAUACAGGGCUGAGUGGGGGUUCCGCACGCGAGUUGCUUUUCUUCCCCAAGGCAAGAGGAGGGAGGGCUGGGCGGUGACUGAAGUGACCCCUUCGUGAGCCUCCCAUCCGCCGCCUCCCCCAGCACUAACCGUAGCCCAGAGGGAUCCGCACGGCAAGAAGUACUGUAAUGACUUGAGCCAUUAACGUGUAUGAUUUCAGAUGCCUUUCUGCCUCUGUCAGUUGUAGGGUAUGGAUACUAGGAGCCAUAACUUUAACCUUGCUCUCUGAACGUAGAGGUAAGCUGCUAUAAGCCAGUAGAUGUUCAGCUGAAGACACAUUAUUUCCCCCCCCCCCACCCCCCGUGAGCGGUGUCUCUUUAGUAAAUACCAGACCUGUCUUCGUGUCAAGGAACCUAACCGUUCUGCAUUGUGUGUUGAACGCUGUUGCCCCAGAAUGCUGUAUCUUCCAGUCUUUUGUGACAGGUGAACCUGGAGUGUUCUAGACUCCUGUUUUGCAGAAGGCUCAUGGACUUCGAGCUUCUGGCCUAUAUUCUGACGUCCCAUCUUCGUGGUUUCACUGCUCACUUAGAACCGCUUCCCCAGUAGCAGGGUGAAGAGACCUGGCAUCAGCUCGCUGAGCUGCAGGGUCGCACGGCUCCCAGCUGGGCCGCUCCAGCUGGUUGGAGAGCUUGCCUCGUCUUUGAGGAUGCGCGCGCAGUUUGGGUGUCCUCCAAGCGUGAGCUGUUCCCCUGUCAGAGCAGACUGCCCUCUCGAGGCAGUUUGUAAAGUCAAGGAGCCGGAAUCACUGACGGGACAAAACAAGUUUGUAUUUUCUCUAAUCAUAACUGCUUUAAAUUAAUCCAUUUGAAUUCUGAAUGGCUCAGUUAUUGAGCCACAGUGACAAGUAGUAAGUUAUUUGAGCCCAGGAAUUUCUGUCACUUUCAUGGAAUCUAUAGCUUUAUGGAAAAAUAAAUAAAUCACUGCCAGGCUUCAUUUUUCCACGUGAUCCUCUAAAACGGAUGCUUCCUCUAAUUGUCCUGUCUCCUGGCACCUGCCCCGGGUAGACAUGAUCAUGGAAUUCAUUUGGCUCCUGGACGCACCCGUCCUCAGAACUAUUUUCUGGGUCUUGUGUGCCCACGUUGCUUAAACGAGUAGGUUUUGGUUUGAUGAUGAUAGGUUUUUAUUUUUAAUGUCUGGUACUAAUGGGACUCCUGACCAUCAUUUGUGAAAAACCAAAACCUCCCCAGAUUUGUUCAUUUAAAAAAAAAAAGUUAUCAUUUAAAAAAAAGUUAUCAUUAAAAUGAAAAUCACCUUCAGACAGCUGUACCUCCCAUUUGUACUAAGAAAGGGAGGUGAUAAUAGACUGAACACACGCCUGGCAAAUACUUCAGUCCAAAAAUUCUCCUGCAGGUCUCUUUGCGGGCAGAAGCGUCUGCCAAGAGGGCUGGGGAGCUCUCGUUGUAACAUGAACUUCACCCUCGACCACCCAAGCCUUUUCUCCUGAACAUUGUGUCCAUUCACUUGUUUCCUUUGGUGUCAAAUGUACGAGCCGUUGUCACGCUCAGCCAAGGCCUCCGUUUCUCCUUCCGACGUCUGUGACCACACAGACCCCGUUUGGGUUUUAAGUUCCUAGUCUUCAAACACGCAUCUUAAAAAGACAGCGUUGAUGGUGUUAGAGGUAGGUUUUUGGGUUGGUAGAGAGACUAUGCAUCAUGUUUAGCAAGCAGAUGGGGUUGAAAACUGGCCUUAAAAGUCUUUGCAGAUCACACGCCCAUUUGAAAAGGAUGUUCUCGCUGCCAAGGUGUCGGUGGCGCGGUCUGUCUAAGGUAGAGGCCGGCACCCCCAGCCAAGCUGCUUCCAUGAGCGAGGCUGCCCUGGUUCCGCGGGGUUCCGCGGGGCACCGCCGGUACUGGACCACGAAAACCUGGUUGUGGUUUUCAAGUCAUAGGGUGAUUUCCUCCUCAUUCAGUACGUAAAUGUUUUCCUGAUAUAAAGAGAAAUGGGAUCUGAAUGUCUUGAGUGCUUUGCUUUGUUUGGGAAAUGGGACUAGAAGCAAACACUCAAACUUUUUUUUUUUUAAGGGAAAUUCUUUAAAAGAUGAUACACAACAUUUUAUCAAAUGAAAUGUUGCUCACGUCCAAAUACCUGCCAUUGUCCCUUGAAAGCACGCAGGGUGGCAGCUGCCGACUCUCUCUGCUCAGUUUGUCGAGGAGAAUAAUUAUCCUUUCGAGGCAGAUCCGAAAAGAAGGGGAAUAUUUUGCACUUUUGAUACUCUUAGGAACAAAUAACUUAUUUGGCAAAUGGUGUCUUUUUUAUGUUGUCUUUGUUUUGUAUUGUGAACAGGCACUAAAGCUGAUGUUAUUUUUGUUUUAAGAAUAUUGCCUACCGGAAACAGAAAUAAACUAUUUUAAAGUGUGA